AUGCGCGCUCCGCCGCUGCUGCUGCUGCUGGCCGCCUGCGCGCCGCCGUCAGGCGCCGCUGUGGACCCGACGCUGCCCGGCUGGGAGCCGGCCUCCGACGCGCCCUGGUGCCCCUACAAGGUGCUGUCCGAGGGUCCCGAGGCGGGCGGUGGGCGCCUGUGCUUUCGCAGCCCUGCUCGGGGCUUCCGCUGCCAGACGCCCGGCUGCGUGACGCUGGCCUCGGCGGGUGGUUCGCUGCGCGCCCACGUCCUGCGCAACCGCAGCGUGCUGCUGCAGUGGCGCCUGGCUCCAGCUGAGGCGCGCCGCGUGCGCGUCUUCGCGCUAAACUGCUCGUGGCGUGGCACCUACUCGCGCUUCCCGUGCGAUCGCGUGCUGCUGGGUGCCUCAUGCCGAGACUACCUGCUGCCCGACGUGCACGACAGCGUGCACUACCGCCUGUGCUUGCAGCCACUGCCGCUGCGCGCGGAGCUCGCCGCCCCGCCAGAGCUCGCCGAGUGCGUGGAGUUCACCGCCGAACCCGCAGCUAUGCAGGAGAUCGUGGUGGCCAUGACGGCGGUGGGCGGCUCCAUCUGUGUCAUGCUGGUGGUCAUCUGCCUGCUGGUGGCCUACAUCACCGAGAACCUCAUGCACCCGACCUUCCGGCGACCCAGUCUGCGCCGGCAGUCCUGAAGCGCAAGGCGAUCUGCCCACCAGGGUUCCAUCUGCCCAAGUGCGCUGAGACCCUAAGGCCCUCUCCCUGCUUUUCUCCCUUUCCUUCUCCCUCUUUAGGAGCCCCAUGGAGGGUUUAAUGGAGACUAGCCCAUGCAGGGACCUUGGCAUCAUCCCACGACCUUGCCAGCCCCAGCUGGGUAUCUGCCUUCCAGACUCAGGCCUCAGACUGGCCUGUAGGCAUGGGCUAGAGUGUCAGCCGCGUCCAGGGGUCUGCCCCAGCUUCAGAGGCCUUUUAGGGUCAGCCAGAAUAUACCUUCCCUUCUGGCACGAUCAUCAGCCUCAACUUUCAUCCUGUGCCAGGUUGUCAAAGCGUGGCUGUGAUCGUUGCUUGGUCACUUUAUGCUUUGCAGAUUGGGAGGACUGAGCUCUGGAGCCUCUGCCCACCCUACCUUACCCCAGUGGGCUUAGGUUAGCUUUGUGCCUUAGUAUCUUUGGCCCACUGCAGGAGCCACCCGGCAUCCCUCAUGGGGGUUUUGGUCCUGUGAUUGGCUGGCUUAUGCAUGCUUUUGGCCAGAGCCCCGUUGAGGACACACCAUCCUUGAGACUUUCAGGGGCCUGGGGCAAGAGUUCACAGGCCCUGUUUCGUCUUCCUAUGUGGGUGUCCCAGAAGCCAAGAGCCAUGAUGUAGCUCAGCAGGCUGGGCCCAGCGCCCAGCUGCUGCAUCCAGGGGUGAGUGGCCUCCACUUUAGGAGGCUGGGGCCUCACCCUUUCCUUGUACUGCCUUGAUUAGGACUUUCCCAGGGUGUGGGUGGGGAGGACAGCUGAAGGGAUCCCGAGAGCUGAAGGAAGGCUGCCAGCCUUGUCCAGCCAGACCCUUAACUGUGGUCUGGAUCCCAAGCCUCAACCAACCUGAGAGACCUCAGUGGCCACAGUGCCACGCCACUGCCCUCAGCCCUUCUUACACUACAGUCUGAGAGCUGACCCCAGUGCUUGCCCUCCAUCUGCAUGGACAAGGCUGGCCUUGCCUAUCUCCUGGCAGACAGGCACUUUGGUGAUAUCAGGCACUUUGUCUCUGAGCCUGGGCUCUGACCACUGGACAUGACACUGGCUGUUUUCCCUCCAACUCUCACCCCAGCGACCACGGUGACCUGAGCCCUGGCUGGCAGCACCUGUGCCCUACCUCUUUGUCUCUGCUCUGCCCGCUCCCUGUGAGGCACUGGUCGGUUGCCUACAUCUAAAUGUCCAUCACUCUCA
Molecule: messenger RNA, 1905 nt
Organism: Psammomys obesus (fat sand rat)
Lineage: Eukaryota; Metazoa; Chordata; Mammalia; Rodentia; Muridae
Gene: Fndc10
Product: fibronectin type III domain containing 10
Exons: 1
Coding region: 1-669 (222 amino acids)
Source: RefSeq, a predicted model, not a curated record